Cercocebus atys (sooty mangabey) is the source of this 6346-nucleotide messenger RNA. It is a transcript of the gene FILIP1, whose product is annotated as filamin A interacting protein 1. The transcript has 6 exons. NCBI's taxonomy places the organism in Eukaryota, Metazoa, Chordata, Mammalia, Primates, Cercopithecidae. Bases 2088 to 5729 code for a protein of 1213 amino acids. The record is from RefSeq and is a predicted model, not a curated record.
CUACUUGCUCUCUUAAGAAAUAUCUGUUUCCACAAGAAGAGAGUUCUCUUCCAUUCUGUUUUGUCUGUUUCCUUUGAUUAUUCCUGUUCUACGAUGUGAUAGCACAUUUAGAAAUUAUAACCAUUGUGAAUUAUUUUUAAAAAGUCAGAAACAUCAUCUUUUCCUCAAAAUCAUACCGAUUCCUUUUUAAACACAUAAUUUUAUCGUGUUUUAGUAGACAUCAAAAUAUUUCUGCCAAGUUAAUGCUCUUCGGCAGGUAACAGAAAUAUGACAAAGAACAUUUCACAUCUCCUUUCACAAUUGGGAUGGCUAAGCAAUGAAAAGGAUAUCUGCCCUAGAAGUAAAAUAACUUUCAUUUACUGAAACUAGCUAACCAGCUUGUGUGGUAAAUGAGAGGAAAGUCCCGCAUGGUGUUUGUAUUGCUGUACUUUUUAAACCUGCUGUUGUAUGUGUCUCCUUUUGCCUAAUUCUCUGAUUACACUGGUACACCUUGUGCUGGUUCUGACCUCGUUACACUAGAGUCACCCCGAAGGCUUCUGACUGGGCAUAAAAUAUGCCUGGUAUUAAAUCACUACUCUUGAAGUUGUUGACUAUAACUACUCAAGAUAAUGAUAUUUGUGUAUUUUUAAAAAAUAAAUUAAUGCUUGUGUUUAGAUAUAACAGAUUCUGUUUUUAAAAACUUAAUUAGAAAACGUUUUCUCUUAAGUUGCAUAUAUGUGUGUAUGAAUGUGUUUACUAUAGUGUGAAGGAAAUCCUCCUUUCACGUGAUGACAUCUUGUCUCCCCUUCCAUGAGUUGCCAUGCAAUUUUAUCAGAAUGCUUAGAGUAACCAAUUUCAUGUUGAAUAUGACAACUUAUGGCUGUACAUUGUUGACAUAGUUAGUAUUGACAUCUGGUGGUUUGUAAUUGGGCUAGAUUUGCGUAAAAAUGUUUUUCCUCUAAAUGAACAUGAUGAUUUGAAUAAUUUUUCUAGUCUAAGGAUAAUAUCAAAGAAUUUAUUGAAGCACAUUUUAAUUGGAAUUUUAAAGUCUAUUCUAUCAAUGUAAAGAAAGUACCCAAGACCAGUUUUGAACAUAUUAUUUGUUGACAAAUAAGAAUGUAUCAGCCUUUUCAGAAAAUGAUCCUUUUUUAAGAAAAGCUAAUUAAAGCUUAUAUAGCAUAUACUCAGGAAAAUGAAACAGGGCACCCAUUUCAGUAUGUAUUAUGUUUUAUAAUUCUGAUUACUUGUUUAUACAGUAAAUAAGUGAAUCACAUAUGAUACAAAUAUGUACAAAUAAUAGUGCAAAAGGCACUCUGGUAAGUUUACUAUUAGAGAAUGAAACUCCUGGUGCUUUAGUAGAGAUGAAAUAUCUUUGUCUCAAAGGAGUUUGAAAAGUCAGAACUAAAUGCUUUACAUUGUUCUUGUUUUUAUGCUAAGAAGGGUCAUGUUGUUGGCUUAAAAAUGUAUGUGUAAGGCCAAAAUCUACCAUUGAUUCUAGGCAUGUAAUUUCUUUUGGAGUCAGUGGGACAGUGUGGCGAUAACUGAGUGCAGCAUUUGGCCCUGUGUGAAAGUCGUGUUUGCUUAUGAAGUGAAUUUUUCAGUAUCAUUAAUUGUCUUCAUUGUCGUACAUUUAUUCUUGAGAAUCAAGAGCAACUCAGCUCGGGCUAAACCACACGGUUUCCUCCACUACAUGAACAAUCAGGCUCUCCACGACAAUGCAGAUCUGUUCUCCUAUUCACUCAAGUUCAUAGUUCUGUGACAUUUUGGAAUCGUCCCUUUCCCCUUUACCAUGAAAGUUGUUAGAUUCCAUUGCCAUGUCUUCCACCACACUAAUGCCUGUUCUCUUCAUGCUAGUUUGGGUUGUAACAAUGCUGUUCCUUCCUACCCCUUGUUGCCAUCCAAAUCAUCUUGCCCAUGACCACGAGAUUGGUUUUACUAAAGCAUUGCUAUGUUUGUCUAUCUACUCUUCAGUUAUCUUCUGGGACUUCUAGUAGCUGCCAAACACCUAGGCUGGGUAUUUUGAAAACCUUCCAUCAUCUGGCACCUACUUAACUUUUCCAGUCUCACUACUAUGACUCAACAACAAGGUCCCUCUGCUUCAGGUGGGAAUGAGAUCUCGAAACCAAGGUGGUGAAAGUUCAUCUGAUGGGCAUGUCUCCUGUCCCAAGCCCUCCAUCAUCGGCAAUGCUGGUGAAAAAAGUCUCUCAGAAGAGGCCAAAAAGAAGAAGAAAUCAAAUAGGAAGGAGGAUGAUGUCAUGGCCUCAGGAACUAUCAAACGACACCUAAAAACAUCUGGAGAAAGUGAACGAAAGACUAAGAAAUCCCUGGAGUUAUCCAAAGAAGACCUCAUCCAACUACUCAGUAUAAUGGAAGGAGAGUUGCAGGCCAGAGAAGACGUGAUCCAUAUGCUGAAGACGGAGAAAACCAAACCUGAGGUUCUGGAGGCUCAUUACGGGUCUGCGGAGCCAGAGAAAGUGCUGCGGGUCCUGCACCGAGAUGCCAUUCUUGCCCAGGAGAAAUCCAUAGGAGAAGAUGUCUAUGAAAAACCGAUUUCAGAGCUGGACAGACUUGAGGAAAAACAGAAAGAAACCUACCGGCGCAUGCUAGAGCAGCUGUUGCUGGCCGAAAAGUGUCACAGGCGCACCGUGUACGAGUUAGAGAACGAGAAGCAUAAACACACUGACUACAUGAACAAGAGCGACGACUUCACCAACCUGCUGGAGCAGGAGCGGGAGAGGUUAAAAAAGCUCCUUGAACAAGAAAAGGCUUAUCAAGCCCGCAAAGAAAAGGAAAAUACUAAACGGCUCAAUAAACUAAGAGAUGAACUUGUCAAACUCAAGUCCUUUGCACUCAUGCUGGUGGAUGAAAGACAAAUGCACAUUGAACAACUUGGCCUGCAAAGUCAGAAAGUACAGGAUCUUACUCAGAAGCUGAGGGAAGAAGAAGAAAAGCUCAAAGCCAUUACUUCCAAAUCCAAAGAAGACAGACAGAAAUUGCUCAAGUUAGAAGUAGACUUUGAACACAAGGCUUCAAGGUUUUCUCAAGAGCAUGAAGAGAUGAAUGCUAAACUGGCUAAUCAAGAGUCUCACAAUAGGCAACUUAGACUCAAACUGGUUGGCUUAACCCAAAGAAUCGAGGAGCUAGAAGAGACCAACAAAAAUCUGCAGAAGGCAGAGGAAGAACUUCAGGAAUUAAGAGAUAAAAUUGCCAAAGGAGAAUGUGGAAAUUCUAGCCUCAUGGCAGAAGUGGAAAAUCUUCGAAAGCGUGUGCUUGAAAUGGAAGGUAAAGAUGAGGAGAUCACUAAAACUGAAUCCCAGUGUAGGGAACUGAGGAAGAAGUUGCAAGAGGAAGAACACCAUAGUAAGGAGCUCAAACUUGAAGUUGAGAAGCUACAGAAGAGAAUGUCUGAACUGGAGAAAUUGGAAGAGGCAUUCAGCAAGAGUAAAUCUGAGUGCACCCAGCUACAUUUAAAUCUGGAGAAAGAAAAGAACUUAACCAAAGACCUGCUAAAUGAAUUGGAGGUGGUCAAGAGUCGAGUUAAAGAAUUGGAAUGUUCUGAAAGUAGAUUGGAAAAGGCUGAAUUAAGCCUAAAAGAUGAUCUUACGAAGUUGAAGUCAUUUACCGUGAUGCUGGUUGAUGAAAGGAAAAAUAUGAUGGAAAAAAUAAAGCAAGAAGAGAGAAAAGUGGAUGGACUCAAUAAAAAUUUUAAGGUGGAACAAGGAAAAGUUAUGGAUGUAACUGAAAAACUAAUUGAAGAAAGUAAGAAGCUUUUAAAACUAAAAUCUGAAAUGGAGGAAAAAGUAUACAACUUGACAAGAGAAAGAGAUGAGUUGAUAGGCAAAUUGAAAAGUGAAGAAGAAAAAUCCUCUGAAUUAAGCUGCAGUGUUGACUUACUAAAGAAGAGACUUGAUGGUAUAGAGGAAGUGGAAAGAGAAAUAACAAGAGGAAGGUCACGAAAAGCGUCUGAGCUCACCUGCCCGGAUGAUAAUAAGAUUAAGGAACUAACACUUGAAAUUGAGAGACUGAAGAAACGUCUCCAACAAUUGGAAGUGGUCGAAGGGGAUUUGAUGAAGACAGAAGAUGAGUAUGAUCAGCUGGAACAGAAAUUUAGAACUGAGCAGGAUAAGGCGAACUUCCUCUCUCAACAACUAGAGGAGAUCAAGCACCAAAUUGCCACGAAUAAAGCAAUCGAGAAGGGUGAGGUUGUGAGCCAGGAAGCUGAACUGAGACACAGAUUUCGGUUGGAAGAAGCUAAAAGUCGAGACUUAAAAGCUGAAGUACAAGCUCUUAAAGAGAAGAUUCACGAAUUAAUGAACAAAGAAGAUCAGCUUUCUCAGCUCCAGGUAGAUUAUUCUGUACUUCAACAAAGAUUUAUGGAAGAAGAAAAUAAGAACAAAAACAUGGGGCAGGAGGUCCUCAAUCUGACUAAAGAGUUGGAGCUUUCCAAGCGCUACAGCAGAGCUCUUAGGCCCAGUGUGAAUGGAAGAAGAAUGGUGGAUGUUCCUGUGACAUCAACUGGAGUCCAGACUGAUGCAGUCAGCAGUGAAGCAACAGAGGAAGAAACACCAGCUGUAUUCAUACGGAAAUCCUUCCAGGAAGAAAAUCAUAUUAUGAGUAAUCUUCGGCAGGUGGGAUUGAAGAAACCCAUGGAAAGAUCCUCUGUUCUAGACAGGUAUCCUCCAGCAGCAAAUGAGCUCACUAUGAGAAAGUCUUGGAUUCCAUGGAUGAGAAAGAGGGAAAAUGGCCCCUCAAUCACUCAGGAGAAAGGGCCCCGAACAAAUUCCAAUCCAGGGCACCCAGGAGAGGUAGUCCUUUCACCAAAGCAGGGCCAGCCCCUGCAUAUUCGAGUGACACCAGACCACGAGAACAGUACUGCGACUUUGGAGAUAACAAGCCCAACAUCUGAAGAAUUUUUUUCUAGUACCACUGUCAUUCCUACCUUAGGGAAUCAGAAACCAAGAAUAACCAUUAUUCCAUCACCAAAUGUUAUGCCUCAAAAACAAAAAAGUGGAGAUACAACUCUUGGCCCAGAACGAGCCAUGUCCCCAGUCACAAUUACUACAUUUUCCAGAGAGAAGACUCCAGAAAGUGGAAGAGGUGCAUUUGCAGACAGGCCCACAUCCCCUAUUCAGAUAAUGACAGUGUCUACAUCAGCAGCACCAGCUGAGAUUGCAGUUUCUCCCGAAUCCCAGGAAAUGCCCGUGGGACGGACAAUCCUCAAAGUCACCCCAGAAAAACAGACUGUUCCAACUCCAGUACGGAAAUACAACUCCAAUGCCAAUAUCAUAACCACAGAGGACAAUAAAAUUCACAUUCACUUAGGGUCUCAGUUUAAACGGUCCCCUGGGACUUCAGGUGAAGGAGUCAGUCCAGUUAUUACUGUCCGACCAGUAAACGUGACAGCCGAAAAGGAGGUUUCCACCGGCACUGUCCUUCGCUCUCCCAGGAACCACCUCUCCUCACGGCCUGGUGCGAGCAAGGUGACGAGCACUAUCACCAUAACACCAGUCACAACGUCAUCUGCUCGAGGAACCCAGUCAGUGUCAGGACAAGACGGGUCAUCCCAGCGGCCUACACCCACCCGCAUUCCUAUGUCAAAAGGUAUGAAAGCAGGAAAGCCAGUAGUGGCAGCCCCAGGAGCAGGAAAUCUGACCAAAUUCGAGCCUCGAGCUGAGACUCAGUCUAUGAAAAUAGAGCUGAAGAAAUCUGCAGCCAGCAGCACCACCUCUCUCGGAGGGGGGAAGGGCUGAGGGCAGUGGCUAAGGGGGUAUGUUGUGCAGAUGCUACUGCUGCCGUGAAGGUGAACCUUCAUCUGUUUGUGCCAGUUCUUUACAUGUACUAAUUUAAGUUUUAAAUAUUGUGUUUAUAAAAUAACCAACUAAUAACCAUGUGUCUUUCCUAUUUUGUGCAUUUGCUUUGAUGCUGGGGAACAAAAUUAGCAAAACUAUUGCUUGCUGCCUAGAAGCCAGGGCUAGUUCCUGCGGUUUCUAGUUCCAGUUUUGCUUCUAGCAAGUGGACCCAUCAGUACACCCCUCUGAGCCUGUUUCCUCAUCAGUUAGAUGUGGGGACUCAGCCACAUGCUCUUCAAGGCUGGCUCCCAUAUUUCCUAAUUGCAAGCCAAAUUUAAUGUACCUUGUCCCACAAUAAUUUUUUAUUUAAAAAAAUUCUAUUAUGAAAUAAGACAUACUUUAACAAUUGUCAUUUGCCUCUUUCACAUCAUGAAUUUGCUUUAUGUGCUGGAAAAAAACAUCACAUAGCUAUCACAGGGCCUGGACCUCUAAAAUUUUGCAAAAACAAAAGGUUCUAAGAUGAUUUCAGGAAAUAAUAUGAAUGUGUAAUAAAAUGGAAAUGAAAUAUGGAAUCCUAA